AUGUCCCAAAAACUCUCCCUCGUCCUAACAACAACCCUCACCCUCCUCGACCAAUUCCAAACCGCCAUCUACUCCCCGCCCCAAAAACCCGCUCCCAACGAAACGGAUGAUGCGAAGAGGAAAGAUGACGCGCUCUCCCUCCUAACAGCCUCGUCACACACGUUGCACUCGCAAGUCACGAAACUCUCGCUUCUUACUAUUACGGCACCGUUUACGCAUUCUGCUGUUUGUACGGUGCUGAGCGCGUUGAAUGAAUCCGUGCUCCCGUCACUCGUUACGGCUGCGUUACUUGUCAAUCCAGAUGACUUUACGAAAGCAUUCCAUGCUGAGAUUCAAAUCCUGGCGAAGGCGGCAUUGAAGGAGUUAGGUGCGCUUAUUGGGAAAGUCAAGGAUGUCGCGGAUAAGAAGAAUAAAGCACAAAGUGAGAGCAAGAAAGAAGAUGAUCUUUCGCAGGAGGAGAAGGAUGUUGUGACCGUUGCGACAGGUCGGGUCUGGGAUGCGUGUGAUGCCCUUGUUGAUGUUGCGACGAAGGGGGUUGUGGGGUUUGUGAUUCGGCGUGUUGAGCAGUGGAGAGAUCUUGUGAAGGAUGCGGUUGAAGAAAUUGAGGAAUGGGAUCCGGAUGAGGAUGAUGAUUUCUUCGAUGAUUUGUUGAGUGAGGAUAAGAAGGAUGCUGGUGGUGAAGAUGACGAUGAAGAUGACGAUGACGAUGACGAUACGGCUAUCACGCACGCCCGCAAGAAGUCGACCCUUCGCAUCCUUAAACCUGUCGCGCAAAUCUUCCCCGCCAUUUUAACGAAUCGAUUGAAGAAUGCCGGUAAUGCUUCUGUCGCAUCUAGUGCUGGUGUCCGCAAACUCGAGUCCCUUAUGGUGAAUUUACAAUCCAUCCCUGAUGAUAUCGACGAGGUAGCAGGUGCACUGUACGAAGAAAACUGGGAAAGGCAUACUCAGUUCCUAGGCAAGGUCAAGAAUAAUGCUGCGAAGGCUGUUGGUCUCGUGAAGUUACCUUGGGGUGCCGCGGAGGACACAGAGGAUAAGUUUACGACUUGGUCGAAGACUUGGUUGAAGGUUAUGGAUGAGGUUAGCAAGUCAAUUGACGAGGCGACAAUUUAG
Aspergillus ruber CBS 135680 is the source of this 1110-nucleotide messenger RNA. RefSeq lists its product as uncharacterized. Gene Ontology annotation, cellular component: nucleus. Lineage: Eukaryota; Fungi; Ascomycota; Eurotiomycetes; Eurotiales; Aspergillaceae. The coding region runs from base 1 to 1110 and encodes 369 amino acids. Gene Ontology annotation, biological process: regulation of cell cycle. The transcript has a single exon. The record is from RefSeq and is a predicted model, not a curated record.